AUAAUAAUAAUAUUUACUCUUUUUCCUUUUAGUCUGCGUCGGCUUCUGCGAUAUUUCUUCUUUCGGUUUUAAUUGCUGCGUUUCUUUUUGCUGCUCAUUUUACACAAGUCAAAAUCCUCUCUCUCUCUCUCUCUCUCUCUCUCUCUAUUGGAGUUUUGAUCAACCCGACGUCGUAGGAUCUCCGACUCCAAAACCAAUUCCAAGUUGUCGUACUCUGUAGUCACUGAAAUUUGCUUAAAUGCGCGACGGCCAAGUUUUUCCCCUGCGAUUCAUGCGUCUAAGAGUUCUCUGCUGAGAAUUGUUCCACUACGAUGCAAUCAGGAUAUGACAUCAAUUAUCUGGCUGGGGAAGCUCAAAGUCGGUGGCUGAAGCCGGUUGAAGUGUUUUUCAUAUUGAAGAAUUAUGAAGAACACCAGCUCACCCACCAAAUCCCUCAAAAACCUGCUAGUGGAUCGUUGUAUCUGUUCAACAAGCGAGUGCUAAAAUUUUUCCGCAAAGAUGGUCAUAGUUGGCGUAGAAGGAAGGAUCAGAAAACUUUUGCUGAAGCACAUGAACGGCUUAAGGUUGGAAAUGUUGAAGCCCUAAACUGUUAUUACGCCCAUGGAGAGGAGAACCCUAGCUUUCAAAGGCGCAGCUACUGGAUACUGGAUCGGGAAUAUGAGCACAUUGUUCUUGUUCACUACAGAGAUAUUAACGAGAGACGACAGAGUGCUGGAUCAACAUCUCAGUUUUCAACAUCUCCUUCUACCUUCAGUCCUAAUCCCAACUCUUUUGCUUCUGAUCGACCAGACUCUUCUUUUGUCAUUAGUGAAUCUAUUGGAAUGUAUCAUAACGAAUCCAGUCCCAGCUCUGUAGAGAUUAGCUCUAGUCAAGUCAUCAAGAAUAUUGGAAUGAGUCAGUUGGAUCUUGAGGAGAGAACAGAUGACGUCAGUAGUUCAUCGGUGCCGACUUUAAGUCAGGCAUUACGAAGGAUUGAAGAGCAAUUGAGUUUAAAUGAUGAUGAGGUGAAAGAAAUUGACAGAAUCUACAUCGAGAAUGAGGAUUCAAAUGAUCUAGAAGACAUGCUACGUGAUUAUGAAUUUUCUGGUCAGACACUACUAAAUGGUCCACAGGAUCUUCUUUCACAGAAACCAGAUGACCAAGUUCGGCAACAUCAACAACUGUCAGUGGCCGAUGUUGACAUUUGGCAAGAGAUGCUGGAUGGAUCCAAGACUUUGCUGAAUGAUGAUUCACAAACACAAUCUGAGAGACACGAUGCUUCUUCUUUGAUUUUCCAAGAAGUAGAUUCACUGAAAUUUGAUGCAUAUUCUCCUCUAUCAAAUGCUUAUGGGACCACUGCAGACUAUACGUCAUUAUUUGACCAAGAUGGAUUGGGAAUUUCUCCUGAAAACAAUAUAAGUUUGACUGUUGCUCAAAAGCAGAAGUUCACUAUCCGUGAGAUAUCUCCAGAGUGGUGUUAUACCUCUGACGGAGCAAAGAUCAUCAUUGUUGGGUCUUUCUUCUCCGAUCCAUCAGAGUGUGCAUGGGCUUGUAUGAUUGGUGACACUGAAGUUCCAGUUGAGAUUAUUCAGGAAGGUGUCCUCCGCUGCAAUGCUCCACUUCACUUGCAGGGAAAAGUCAAUAUUUGUAUUACUUCUGGGAAUCGGGAGUCUUGCAGCGAAGUCAGAGAAUUUGAAUAUCGUGCUAAGCCUAAUCUUUGUACGCACAGUAAUCAACCUGAAACAGAGACUAAUAAGAGUUCUGAAGAACUCUUGUUGCUUGUCAGAUUUGUGCAAAUGCUUCUAUCUGAUCUCCUGCCAAAAGAAGAUGACUAUGAAUCAAGAAUUGAUUCGUUUGGCAAAUCAAGAGUAGCUGAAGAAGACUCAUGGAACCAAAUCAUUGAUGCACUUUUAGUUGGCACUUCAACAUCAUCAAGUACUCUUGAUUGGCUUCUGCAAGAACUUUUGAAAGACAAGAUGGAAGUGUGGCUUUCGUCUAAGUUACAAAAGAAUAACCAUUUAUCAAAGAAAGAACAAGGUAUCAUACACAUGGUUGCUGGAUUGGGAUUUGAGUGGGCAUUGCAACCAAUUGUGAAUGCAGGAGUAAGCAUUAAUUUCCGUGACAUUAAUGGAUGGACUGCGCUUCAUUGGGCUGCACGAUUUGGGAGGGAAAAGAUGGUGGCUGCUCUCAUGGCAUCUGGUGCAUCAGCUGGUGCAGUUACAGAUCCCAAUACACAGGACCCUAUUGGUAAAACACCAGCAUCAAUUGCUGCCACCUGUGGCCACAAAGGACUCGCAGGGUAUCUCUCAGAAGUUUCACUAAUUAGCCACCUUUCAUCCCUCACACUGGAGGAAAGUGAGCUAUCUAAGGGGUCAGCUGCCUUGGAAGCAGAAAGAACAAUAAAUAGUUUAUCAAGAGAAAGUUCCUCCGCAAACGAGGAUGAGGAUUCUCUUAGGCAUACUCUGGAUGCGGUACGUAAUGCUACUCAAGCUGCAGCACGAAUACAAUCUGCAUUCCGUGCUCAUUCCUUCCGGAAGAGGCAGCAGACAGAAGUUGCAGUUGCGAUGGCCGGUGCUUAUGGUGAUGACUACGCUUUGUUAGCUAAUGACAUUCACGGGCUUUCAGCCGCAUCAAAGCUGGCAUUCCGCAAUGCACGUGAGUACAACUCGGCUGCUUUAUCUAUUCAAAAGAAAUACAGAGGCUGGAAAGGUAGGAAGGACUUCCUUUCAUUGCGCCAGAAAGUUGUGAAGAUACAGGCUCAUGUGAGGGGGUAUCAAGUUAGGAAAAAUUACAAGGUAUGUUGGGCAGUUGGUAUACUGGAGAAGGUUGUCUUAAGAUGGCGCAGAAGAGGAGUUGGUUUACGUGGGUUUCGGCACGACUCGGAAUCAAUUGAUGAGAGUGAGGAUGAAGACAUACUUAAGGUUUUCCGAAAGCAGAAAGUGGAUAAAGCUAUUGAUGAAGCUGUCGCUAGAGUGCUGUCUAUGGUCGAAUCUACAGAGGCACGUCAGCAAUAUCAUCGCAUUCUCCAAAAAUAUCGUCAAGCUAAGGCCGAGCUUGUAACCGCAGAAUCUGAUACAGCAUCUUCUUCUCGUCUUGACAUUUCUUCAGAUCAAGGCAUUACCAGUAUGGAAAAUGAUCAGAUUUACCACUCAAUUUAAGUUGCACUUUCUGGUAAUUCGGUUACUUCCAGUUUUAGAGGCUGUAUAGAAAUACUACAAGUAAAUUUGGUUUUAACUCGUGAAUUUGGUUGUCAUUACAAAGGUAGUUUGUGCAGUAGGAGAUUCUAUCUGAACGAUGGUAUUUUAGAUUGUUAAUUGAUGAUGGCUUAAUAAGUAUAGUGAAAAAUUGACUUGGUAAAAA
Erythranthe guttata (spotted monkey flower) is the source of this 3339-nucleotide messenger RNA. The record is from RefSeq and is a predicted model, not a curated record. NCBI's taxonomy places the organism in Eukaryota, Viridiplantae, Streptophyta, Magnoliopsida, Lamiales, Phrymaceae.